GUUUUUUUUGUAGCGGGACCAAUACAUUAUGAACCAAGAAGAAGCACGGAAAUCCAGCGCCGUUCCAAUAUGACACAAAGGGACGAGGUGCAAAAAUUCGAGCAGGGCCGUAUCAAGGUCUUGCAAGAGGAACGUUUACACAUCCAAAAGAAAACCUUUACGAAAUGGAUGAAUUCAUUUCUCGUCAAGGUUCGUUUAGAAGUUCACGAUCUCUUCACGGACUUAGCGGAUGGAAAAAUUCUCUUGAAAUUAUUAGAAAUAAUUUCGGGGGAAAAACUAGCAAAACCCAACAAUGGAAAGAUGCGAGUUCACAAAAUCGAAAACGUCAACAAAAGUUUGGCGUUUUUACAUACGAAGGUUCGCCUGGAAAGUAUUGGAGCGGAAGAUAUCGUAGAUGGAAACCCCAGAUUGAUUUUGGGUCUAAUUUGGACGAUUAUUUUAAGGUUUCAAAUCCAAGAAAUUGAAAUUGAUGUGGAUGAAGAAAAUGAAAGUUCCGAAAAAAAAUCAGCCAAAGACGCCCUUUUAUUAUGGGCCCAGAGGAAAACACACGGGUACAACGGAGUCCACAUCACCGAUUUUUCAUCAUCGUGGCGAAAUGGACUUGGAUUUAACGCGUUAAUUCACGCCCAUCGUCCGGAUCUUUUCGAUUUUAACGAUCUCCUCAACGGGAAACCGCUCGAUAAUUUAAAUCACGCCUUCGAUAUGGCCAACAACGAAUUGGGCAUUCCAAAACUAUUAGACGCCGAAGACAUCGACACGACACGUCCAGAUGAGAAGAGUAUAAUGACUUACGUCGCUUCUUAUUAUCAUACUUUUGCCCGAAUGAAAAACGAAGAGAAAAGUGGGAGAAGAAUAGCAAAAAUUAUUAGCCAAAUGGUCGAAGCGGAUAAAAUGAAAAAUCAAUACGACAAAUUUACUUCAAAUUUAUUGGAGUGGAUUAAAGCUAAAGUUGUUGAAUUGGAAAAUAGGGAUUUUCCAAAUUCUUUAGAGGGAAUCCAAAGUUUAUUAUUAGCUUUUGGGCAAUAUAGGACGAUAGAAAAACCGCCUAAAUAUAAAGAACGAAGCGAAAUUGAAGCUUUAUACUUUAACAUUAACACUCAAUUAACUGAAUUAAAACAACCAACUUUUACGCCACCCGAUGGGAAGUUAGUUCAAGAUAUUGAAAGAGCUUGGGAAAUGUUAGAAAGAGCUGAACAUAGCCGCGAAGUCGGGCUGCGUAACGAACUCCGCAGACAAGAACGAUUAGAACAAUUAAAUUACAAAUUCGAAAAGAAAAGCAUUUUACGCGAAGGUUACUUAAAAGAUAUGAUCCAAGUACUUUCCGACCCCCGAUAUGGAUCAAACUUAGCCCAAGUUGACGCCACCGUUAAAAAGCACGAAGCUAUUUCAGCCGAUAUCUUAGCGAGAGAAGAAAGAUUUCAUGAUUUAACCGAAAUGGCCAACGAGCUUUUAAGCGAAAAUUAUCGAAAUUCAGAUAAAGUCCAAGCUCGCGAACAAGAAGUUUUGGGAAAAUGGAAUUAUUUAUUAGAACUCUUAGAGAAACACAAAUUUAGUUUAAAUCGAAUGGGCAACAUUAUGGGACUUUUACGCGAAAUCGACACCACUUUAGCUAGCAUAAACCUAUUAAAAACCGACUUAAGCUCUGUCGAUACCGGCGCGCAUUUAUUCGCAGUCGAAGAAUUAUUACAAAAACACGCUUUACAAGAACUUCAAGUCACCUCGUUAGGAGAAACUCAAAGAAAAUUGAAGAGAAUGUGCGAAAAUGCGGCGCAAAGCCCCAAAGAAGAGGAGUUGGUUAAAAGAAAAUUAAACGAAUUAGAAUCAGCUUUUAUCGAGUUACAAGAAUGUAGCGCAAAGAGACGCGCACUUCUCGAAGAAGCCCGCAAUUUCUAUCAAUUCCUCCAAGACAUCGAAGAUGAGGAAGCGUGGUUAAUCGAAAAACAACGUAUUUGCCAAGCUGGGAUCACAGCGAAAGAUCUCCGAGGAGUUCUAAACCUCCAACAAAAACACAAACUCCUCACGGAUGAAAUCAAAAAUUUAAAAAAUAAAUUCGAUAGGUUAGGGCACACCUCAAACCAAUUAAUCCAAGCCAAGCACCCCCGUUCGGCCGAAAUCCAACAACAAAUCGAUAACAUCAAAAAAGAAUGGGAAAUACUUGAAAAAUUGGCGAAUGAGCGCGCAAAACAACUCCAAGACGCAGCGGAAGCUUAUCAAUUUUACGCCGACGCCAACGAAGCCGAUUCGUGGUUGCACGAAAAAAAAUCUUUAUUAACAUCAACCGAUUACGGAUCAGACGAACCAAGCGCCCAAGCUCUCCAACAAAGGCUUCGCGACUUACAAGGAGAAUUAAACGCUUAUAAAGGAGACAUUCAAAGCUUAAAUAACCAAGCGGAACAAUUAAUAUCAGCAGGAAUUUCUCACCUCGAUCUUACAGCCCAAGUCGAUAUUAACGAACCCGUCGAAGAAUGGAGCUACGAAAUCAGAAUGAUCCCAACCGAAGUUUGGGAAGAAGAAGAAAUCGAUAAAGUAGAAAAUCGCACGGUUAUCGAAGACAAAGUUAUCCCACAAGUUCGCGCUUUAUACCCAUUCAACGACCACGGCUUCACAAUGGCCAAAGGAGACGUAAUGAUCUUAUUAAACAAAAGCAACCCAGAUUGGUGGUGUGUCCGUAAAAAAACCAGCGGCGUUGAAGGUUUCGCCCCGGCUAAUUACGUCAAAGAAAUCGAACCGAUGGUAAUGCAAGUGCAAGUUAGAAAACCACAAAAAAUUAAGGCAACUCAAAAAGUGAAAAAGACCAAAAUGGUGAAACAAAAAGUUCCCGUUAAAGUCGUAAAGCAACCGAAAGGGGGUACUGAAAAAAGAAAAGUCGACGAUAGUAAUUCGGUUCCGAAGCGACAAAAAAACAUCAACGACAAUUACAACGAAUGCCAAGAAUUAGCCGCGUCGAGAUACACCCAAUUAGAAGACGCAAUCAGAUUAUUCGGAUUCUACCGAGAAUGCGAUGACUUCGAAAAGUGGAUAAAAGACAAAGAAAAAUUAUUAACAUCCGAUGAUCCCAAUGAAAACGUCGAACAAGCUAAGCGAAAAUACGAAAAAUUCGUCACAGAUUUAUCGGCAAGUAACAAAAGAAUCGAAGCCCUCGAUAAUCAAGUUAAAGAUUUCGAAGAACGCAAACCGGCUCAAAUCGAUAAAGUUCGCGCGAGACAUCGUCAAAUACAUUCGGCUUGGGAUCGUUUAAAUAAAUUAAAAGCUCAAAAAGAACGUAGUUUGGAAGGUGCUAGUAGCGUCGAAUUAUUCACGAGGACUUGCGAUGAGGCUAAAGAUUGGAUGUUGGAGAAAAUGGCACAACUUGAAGCGCCGAUUCACGCGCACGAUUUAAAGACGGUGCAAGCGUUACAAAGAAGACACCAACACCUCGAACGCGAAUUAGCUCCGGUCGAAGAAAAAGUUAAUAAAGUUGAUUUAUUGGCGAAUUCCGUCAAGUCAGCUUAUCCGCAAGAAAAGAAAAAUGUCGAUGAACGUCAAGCGGAAAUUAAUGAUUUUUGGAAUCAGGUUAGCGAAAAGGCAGCGGAUCGUAAAAAGGGAUUGGAAAAUGCUGUUGGACAACAGAUCUUCACAAAUAGUGCUUUAGCCCUUUUAGGUUGGGUUGGAGACGUUAAAGAACAGUUAAAUCAAGAAAAUCCCGUUCGAGAUGUUCAAACGGCUGAGGAAUUAUUGAAAAAUCAUCAGGAUUUGGCACAUGAUAUUAAAGCGCAUGAUGAUGAGUAAGUAUUUUUUUAUUUUA
Molecule: messenger RNA, 3784 nt
Organism: Onthophagus taurus
Lineage: Eukaryota; Metazoa; Arthropoda; Insecta; Coleoptera; Scarabaeidae
Source: RefSeq, a predicted model, not a curated record